Spodoptera exigua (beet armyworm) is the source of this 378-nucleotide messenger RNA. NCBI's taxonomy places the organism in Eukaryota, Metazoa, Arthropoda, Insecta, Lepidoptera, Noctuidae. The record is from the annotation of a GenBank genome assembly.
AUGAAUGUAGCUGAUAUUCCACCAAUGUCCGUCCAGGACGGCAAAAUAGCAGUCGGAUUACCAGAUGGUUGGCAAUCAGUACCGCCCUUGGGCACCCGCAACAAGGGAGGAGUUACGAGGGAUAAUCAUCAAAUUUCUUCGCCCGCCCAACAAACCGCAACCCCGGCUGAACAUCAGCCUUAUAGGACCCCGCCUGUGGUUGUCUAUUGGCUUUUGAGGCGCGCACGGUACGCUACGCGCCGUCCGUUCGGGUCUGGUUUGGCUCUGGCGGCGAGCAAUCCUUACUCGCCGUCCGCAGACCUGCGCUUACGGUGGCCGGAGAUCAUCUCUCGAUCCUCGACGCCCGGAAUGUCGCCUACUGCAGCGGCUGGGGCGUGA